GCCGGUCAAGUUUUGUUUUUGUUUUUCUUUGCAGUGUCUGUUUGCCUGGGGGACUGACUUUCGCCUCGUCUAUGCAUUCGACCAAUAAGCUAGAGGUUUUGACUAUAGGGGAGGAGGAAACGUCGCGACAUCCCCGGUAUAACUGACAGUUUGUAUUCUUUUAUGCUGGCGUUGGAGCUACAGUAUCAAUUUGUUUGCUGGAUCUCCGGAAAAGAUAGUCAUAAUGAAAGUGGCAUCCUUUAACGUGCAAAGAUUUGGGGAAAACAAAGUGGCGGACAAAAAUACCCUUUCCACUUUAAUAAAGAUUGUGUCGCGAUAUGACAUCAUCGUUAUCCUUGAGGUGGUCGACACCAAAGGAAAGGCCAUGAAGACAUUCCUGGAAGAACUCAAUAAAGCCAAUCCAGCAAAACCCUACACGAUGAAGGUCAGCAUGAGACUGGGACGCAAAACCUACAAGGAGCAGUACAUGUUCCUCUACAGAGAAAGCAUGGUGAAGGUGAUUGACACAUACCAGUACGAGGAUAACCAGGUGGGAGAUGAGGAUGCCUUUGCCAGAGAGCCGUACAUACUGCGAUUCAGCUGCCUGAAAACAAAACUGAAGGACCUGGUUCUCAUCCCAGUGCACACAAAGCCAGAAGACACAUUUAAGGAGCUGGACGAACUCUAUGAUGUCACCAUGGUUGUCAGGGAAAAGUGGAAAACUGAUAACAUCAUGAUCCUGGGGGACUUCAACGCAGAUGGUGCCUAUCUCUCUAAGGGGAAGAUGAAAAAGAUCAGAAUCCGCAGUGAUGUCAACUUCAACUGGUUGAUUGGGGACGACGUGGACACCACUGCUAACACAGGAAAUGACAACACCUAUGACAGGAUCGUGGUUUAUGGAAAAAAGAUGCUGGAUUCCAUAGUGCCAAAUUCAGCCAUGCCGUUCAACUUUCAAGAAGCAUUUCGCCUGACUGCAGAAACGGCUUUGGACGUGAGCGACCACUACCCUGUGGAGGUAGAACUGAAGGCGGCAUAGAGAGUCAUGCAGGAGUAAAGCUGAAGCUUCGCGAGCUGGCGUGCCUGGAGAUGCGCGCGACAAGACGACCACUCAAGAUGAUUAAUGUGCCCAUAGGACAUUUCUGCUGCAUUCAUACUACAAAAAUGCAGGAUGUUUACAAUGAGUAUAGAAUCUACUGUAAUUCUCUCUAGAACUGCUCAGGAUAAACCGUUAUAAAUCUUUUUAUAAUCUUUUUAACAGUAUAUAUUUUAAAAUGUUUCUGAUGGAAAAACAUUUAGGAAUUUUUUUUUUUUUAAAGCCCUGAUUCUAGUAUUGUGAGCAUGAAAUUGUGUCAUUAAAAAAGGCAGGGCAACCAAGUUGUUUGACAGCAAUUCCUUUUUACUUACCAGAAACUUAGACUUUGGUAAGCAAUCUUAAAAAAACUUUCCAUGAAAA
Molecule: messenger RNA, 1432 nt
Organism: Paramormyrops kingsleyae
Lineage: Eukaryota; Metazoa; Chordata; Actinopteri; Osteoglossiformes; Mormyridae
Product: deoxyribonuclease gamma-like
Biological process (GO): DNA catabolic process
Cellular component (GO): nucleus
Molecular function (GO): DNA binding; deoxyribonuclease I activity
Source: RefSeq, a predicted model, not a curated record